This is a messenger RNA of Penicillium cosmopolitanum, 1320 nucleotides long. RefSeq lists its product as uncharacterized. The record is from RefSeq and is a predicted model, not a curated record. The transcript has a single exon. Lineage: Eukaryota; Fungi; Ascomycota; Eurotiomycetes; Eurotiales; Aspergillaceae. The coding region runs from base 1 to 1320 and encodes 439 amino acids.
AUGACUCCACUCCCAGAGUUAAGCCUGGACCUAUGGCUCAUGAUUGGCGAUCUCCUGGACACAACUUCAGUGAAAAGACUUGCGCAAACGUCGAAGGCGCUAUAUGCAACUUGUGUGCCCAUCUUAUAUUCGAAAGUCGAUCUCAGUAUCCACCAUGCUGAGCCCUACGGUGAACAUGAUGUCCAGGGCAUAAUCAUCCGCUGGCCAAAAGACGAGUCCAUAUUUGGUCGACAGAGCCUGUUCAUGGACACGAUAUUCCAUCAACCGAGCCUCGCAAAGCUUGUUCGAUCCUUCGUCUGGAGUAUGAGUCUGCACAGCACUUGUUCGCUACCACAAUGGGCAUCCUGCGGUCCAUCCAAUCGAGAGGAAUGUGACAAGCCAGCAAUUUACAACCUCGAAAAUUCAUAUACUCUCUUCGAACACCUGGAAUGUGUAACCUCGGUCGACAUAUUUGGAGGCUACAGUCACGCUUACCCAAGCCGCAAGAUACCGUCUUUGUUUCCACAAGCUAGGUCCAUUCAACUGAGCGGGCAAAUGCAUUAUGCACUUGCAAAAGCAAUACUCCAUGGUUCCGAUAAAGCGCCGCUCCAAUCCCUGGGGAUAAACUACCUCCACGAAAGAGGACAUACCCGCGACGGAGAAAACAUACAGGGUACCCGUAGAGGACGUCCCUGUUGCGAGAUAAGUGGCCACCAAGAAGAAACAUGGGACACAUAUGCUGGUGAUCUCCCUGGGCAACUACUUCCCGGCGACAUGAUCGGCCUCUUCACCACAGCUCUGCAGGCUCGAUGUGAGAAUCUGCAGACCUUCCAACUACACACCAUUGGUAGCCCCAUUCACCUCCCUUUCCAUACGCCACCCGGAUGGCGCUGGCGCUGGCGCGAGCUUCACAGGGAGCUAGCCGCGUUCUUUAAACAUGUUCACCCGCGAGAGGUCAAGCUGAUAUAUGGGGCCCUUGGUCCUCUUCCCCGGGAGGAUAUCUAUUCGCGCUAUCGACAGCGUAGCUGUCUUGGGGGCACGGAUCCUCAAAUACAUCAAAACGAUCUGAUUCCGAUUUUGCUGGAUGGCUGGCCGACGUUGAAAAGACUUGAAAUUGAGGGUGGGCACCCUUCACAAUGGUCACUUGUUCUGUCGAACGAGUUGAGAUUUGAUCGAAGCAGGCUUUCGAAUGUAGAAACCGUAAUUAAUUUGGAUAAGUGGGAUUCCUAUGGAGGGCAGCUGAGAACAUGGGAUCCGUUUUAUAAAGGAUUGGAGGAUUCUUCCGGGGUUGACGGUCUUUGGUGGAUUUCUAGGACGACAACCUGCAAAGCUAUGAGAUGA